Messenger RNA from Drosophila navojoa, 1031 nucleotides. RefSeq names its product protein Exd1 homolog. NCBI's taxonomy places the organism in Eukaryota, Metazoa, Arthropoda, Insecta, Diptera, Drosophilidae. The record is from RefSeq and is a predicted model, not a curated record. Gene Ontology annotation, cellular component: PET complex. Gene Ontology annotation, molecular function: nucleic acid binding. Gene Ontology annotation, biological process: piRNA processing.
AAAUCGCCUUUGUUUACCAUUAUUAAACGGCUGAUAGUUAUUGAAGCGCUGCCACCUUUUUUGAAUUUAAAAAUUAAGAAGACUAAGAACACAAUGGAUGAUGAUACGACCAAUUCCGAAGACAUCAAUAAUACCAGCACUGAAUCUUUCGCUACAGCUGAUAGUAGGGAGCAAAAUUAUGUUAAAACGAGAUGCCUGCAGCCGCAGGAAGUGUUGUCCCUGGAUCAAAAAUUGAACCGCAUUAUUGUUAUCCAGCAAACGGACCAAUCCUAUCAUCAGGCGUUAGAAGACAUACGCGACCAAACUAUAAUUUCAAUAUUGGUGGAGCCCAGUUUCUAUGGCCGACACUGUAAAACAUCUGUGAUUGUAAUUGCCACGGCGAAUAACACUUAUGUAUUUGAUCUAAAAGCCCUCGGUGUCAUUUUUCCCGAACUGUGUCUUCUGCUGGAAGCGGAAUAUCCCAGGAAAAUAUUGCACUAUAGUCAUCGAAUAUGUGAUCUUCUGUUGCAUCAGCACAAGCUAAUAAUAAAUGGAAUUUGUGACACGUUUGUUGCCUUGUGCGUGGCUCGACAGGAUCGAAGCCAUUGCUCCUUGCAGGAUGCUAUUGCGAUAGUUUUGGAAAUAUCGCCAACUGAGCUAACGUGUCAUGAGAUAACGAGCGCUAACGAAUCGGUUCGGACCUUUACAGCACGUCCACUGUCCAAAGGGCAACUCCGGUAUCUGGCUAAGCUCGCCAUAUUACAACACAGGCUACACGACACUCUUAUCUACGGAAAUAUUUGCAGCGGUCUGCUAGAAAUGUCAGGGAAAUUCAGCUGUGAAUUUAACAAACAAAGAAAAUCCGAUGAAGUGGCGAUGAAAAUGCAUCCAGGUAGCACAGCUGGCUUUGACUGCAUAAAUCCAUACUACAAAAUAUCUACAUCAAUAGAGUAGAUUCUAUUGUAUUCGUAUUGGCAUGAAGCAUACAAAUGCAUGCAUCACAUUCCUUAUAGUUAAAAGAAUAUAAUUAAUUAUGUUAAUAGAACAUUAAU